This is a messenger RNA of Pedinophyceae sp. YPF-701, 1341 nucleotides long. The record is from the annotation of a GenBank genome assembly. Lineage: Eukaryota; Viridiplantae; Chlorophyta; Pedinophyceae.
AUGAUCUCUCUGCGCCUGUCUGCGCCCGUCGCUGCCGCCCAGGCCUCGUCGGCCCCGCGCAAGGCCCGGUUGUCGUCCUCCGCCUACCUCGGCGCGGCCCGCAACCUGAAGGCUCGUGCCCUCUCGGGCGCCGCCAAGGCCCAGACUGUGCGCCAGUCCGUCGUCGUGCGCUCCAGCGCGAUGGCGGAGACUGCUGACGGUCUGCAGACGCCCCACGGCGGCAAGCUGGUCGACCUCAUGCACCAGGGCGACGCCGCUGCCCUCAAGGCCGAGUGCAAGCACACCAUCGAAUGCUCGGACCGCAACGCCUGCGACGUCGAGCUCCUGUGCGUCGGCGGCUUCUCCCCCCUGGAGGGCUUCAUGAGCGAGGAGGACUACAAGUCGGUGGUGGAGAACAUGCGCCUGGCGGACGGCAAGCUGUUUGGUCUGCCCGUGGUGAUGGACACCUCGGACGACUCCAUCGCGGUCGGCGACAAGGUCCUCCUGACCUACAAGGGCCAGGACAUCGCCGUGAUGACCGUCGGCUCGAAGUGGUCCCCCGACAAGGUGCUCGAGGCCAAGAACUGCUACGGCACCACGUCGCUCGAGCACCCGGCGGUGCGCAUGAUCUCGAUGGAGCGCGGCAAGUACUACAUGGGCGGCCCCGUGGUCGGCCUCGAGAUGCCCAAGCGCGAGUUCGUCGCGCAGACCCCGCGCGAGGUCCGCGCGGACCUGCCCCCGGGCAAGGACGUGGUGGCCUUCCAGUGCCGCAACCCCAUCCACCGCGCGCACUACGAGCUCUUCACGCGCUCGCUCGGGGCGGACAACGUCGGCGAGGGCGCGGUGUGCCUGGUGCACCCGACGAUGGGUCCGACGCAGGAGGACGACAUCCCCGGGGACGUGCGGUACAAGACGUACGUGGUGCUCAAGGAGGAGACGCAGGACCCGCGCGUGCGGUGGGCGUACCUGCCGUACUCGAUGCACAUGGCGGGCCCGCGCGAGGCGAUCCAGCACAUGAUCAUCCGGAAGAACUACGGGUGCACGCACUUCAUCGUCGGGCGCGACAUGGCGGGCUGCAAGUCGAGCCUCACGGGCGACGACUUCUACGGGGCGUACGACGCGCAGGAGAACGCGCGGAAGCACGCGGCGGAGCUGGGGAUGGACACCGUGCCGUCGCUCAACAUCGUGUACACGGAGGAGAAGGGCUACGUCGAGGACGAGGUCGCUACCGCCGAGGGGCUGCACGUGCUCAAGCUCUCGGGGACCAAGUUCAGGCAGAUGCUGCGCGCGGGCGAGGACAUCCCGGAGUGGUUCGCGUUCAAGAGCGUCGUGUCUGUGCUGCGCGAGGCGCAGAACAACUGA